Messenger RNA from Bradysia coprophila, 2318 nucleotides. RefSeq names its product cationic amino acid transporter 4. Gene Ontology annotation, molecular function: amino acid transmembrane transporter activity. Lineage: Eukaryota; Metazoa; Arthropoda; Insecta; Diptera; Sciaridae. The record is from RefSeq and is a predicted model, not a curated record. Gene Ontology annotation, biological process: transmembrane transport; amino acid transport. Gene Ontology annotation, cellular component: plasma membrane.
AUAUGUUUUUCACUUGCAUCGAAAUGAUUUUCAUGUGACAUUAUCACAGUCAAUGGUAGUGAAAGGACGAAAAAGGCAGCAGAAUAAAUUUUUUGUUUAUUGCUGAAACUUUGUUUUCCAUUCCCAAAGCACAAAACAACAACGGGACAAAUCAUGCCCAGCACAAGGAGAGUUAUUCUCGGUCAUGUGAUGUCGGGUGUAUGCACAAAAAUGAACCGAACGAAGAAACUUCCAAGCGAUAUUAUGCAAACGCCACUAAAUCGAUGCCUGAGCACAUUCGACAUAACUUUACUAGGAAUCGGUAACAUGGUUGGAGCCGGCGUUUAUGUUUUAACAGGAAUUGUAGCUAAAGAUAUAGCGGGACCAGGAAUUGUGCUCUCAUUCAUAAUCGCUGCCAUGGUGUCAAUGCUAGCUGCUCUAUGCUAUGCUGAAUUCGGAUGUCGCGUUCCGAGGGCAGGAUCUGCAUACAUUUACACCUACGUUUCGAUUGGUGAAUUUUGGGCUUUCAUAAUUGGAUGGAACAUCAUUCUUGAGCAUAUGUUGGGUGCAGCUAGUGUAGCAAGGGCGUGGAGUGGUUACGUGGACUCAAUGAUGGAUGGCUUUAUAGCGAAUGUAACAAUGAGUGUUACCGGAGAGAUGCAUGAGCAACUGUUGUCGAAGUAUCCGGAUUUUUUGGCAUUUUUCGUUUGUCUUGCAUACACGCUGGCAUUGAGUACAGGAGUAAAAACAACGGCAAUUUUGAACGGAAUCCUAACAACGGUCAAUAUUGGAGUCGUUCUUAUGGUGAUUUCAAUAGGAUUGUGGCAUGCAAAUCCAAGGAAUUGGUCAGCAUCAGAGGGAGGAUUUUUACCGUACGGAUUUGUUGGCGUAAUAUCAGGAGCUGCAUCUUGUUUUUACGCCUUUGUUGGAUUUGAUUCGAUUGCAACAUCUUCCGAGGAAAUUCUUCCAUCGACUUCAAUACCAUUAGCGACCAUCCUGUCGUUAUGUAUUGUGACCAUCAUCUAUGUUUUGGUCAGCGCAGCAUUAACGCUAAUGGUUCCGUACACUCAAAUCAAUCCAAUUGCAUCACUUCCGUCAGCUUUCGGUUCUAUAGACAUUCCAUGGGCAAAAUACGCCAUAUCAAUCGGAGCUCUUUGUGGUAUGUCCACCACUUUACUCGGCUCGUUGUUUUCCCUUCCCAGAUGCAUGUACGCUAUGGCAUCCGAUGGAUUAUUGUUUUCAUGCUUCGAAAAAAUUAAUGCCCGGACGCAGGUGCCGAUACUCAAUCUCAUAGUGUCAGGAUUUUGUUCUGCACUGUUGGCACUAAUUUUCGAUUUGGAAAAACUGGUUGAGUUCAUGUCAAUUGGCACUCUCUUGGCUUACACAAUUGUUAGUGCGAGUGUUAUCAUUCUUCGUUAUCGUCCGCCGAGUGUUGAAGAAACUAUAACCUACGCACCAGAUGAUACGCCAGACGAAGAUGAUUCAUCUCAAUCGAGCAUUGCAUCGGUGUCGGCUACCAGUGAAAUGAUAGAAAUUGCUCUAGCCGGCAAACUUAGACCGCAAUAUCGUUGGUUGCAUCCACUUGUUGGCCGAUGUGAUCCGGGAUCGGCGGUAUCAGUUGCAGUAUUUCUGUACGUAGUAACGAGUGCUGCUGUCUGUUUGCAAUUCGAAGUGUAUUGGGCGCAUUUGUAUAAGGGAGACUGGCUUAGUUUGAUCACGUACGGAGUAUUGGUAUUUUUCAUGGUCGCAUGCCUGGUCGUAAUAACGGCUCACCAUCAGAACUGCAGAACUUCUGAGCUACAGUUUAAAGUACCGUUCGUACCGUUGAUUCCGGCUCUAAGCAUUCUAUUCAACAUUGAAUUGAUGGUGCAUUUAAGUGUGUUGACUUGGUUGCGAUUGUUGGUUUGGUUGAUCAUCGGAAUGCUGGUGUAUUUCUUCUAUGGCAUUCAUCACAGCAAAGAGGGUACACUUGGCACGUCAUAUUCUAUGUUGUUGACGACAAAUGACACAAACAAAAGUUAUUGGAGUGCAACGGCUAAGACAACCAUAAAUCGUAUGAUGGAAAAAGUUAUGAGAAAGUCUGAUGAUAAAACUGCCAUUGUCGAUGCUGACGACGAUGAAACUUAAGAACUGCCUGCACCCGAACAAAAAAAUGAUUUCGAGCACACAUCUCCACAUACAAAUGGAGGAACUUAUGUUUGAUGUACAAAUCUAUCAAUCGUUUUAUUUUCUUGGUAAGAGAUGCCUGCAAAGUAUUGCCGUUACUAUAUUGACUGUUGUAGAGACCAAAAAUUGUUUAUUCUACAUUCCCAUUUAAAUAAAAUAUUUAUUGAAUUUAA